This is a messenger RNA of Lachancea sp. 'fantastica', 1374 nucleotides long. Lineage: Eukaryota; Fungi; Ascomycota; Saccharomycetes; Saccharomycetales; Saccharomycetaceae. The record is from the annotation of a GenBank genome assembly.
AUGGCGCGCUUCGUCAUCUCCGCAUCGCCUUUCCAGUCUCAGGUAUCGGAUCUUCUGCCAUGUUACAAUAAUGGCAGAUCGUCUCUGCUUUAUGGUAUGCUCAAAGCUUAUGGGCUUCUAGGAUAUUUUGACGAGGUGAUCGUAUCGCCCAACUGCUCAAUUGCAGAUCUACGGCAAUUCCAUUCCAAGGAAUACCUGGAAGUACUGUUCGACUCAUGCUCUGAAGAAGAACCAAAAAUUCAUGCAGCAGACAAUGAGGCCAUUCGAAAGGUCGCUUUACCAGCAACGAACUGGCUUGAGUUGAAUGCUGGGCUGGUUGAAGGGAAAUCGCCCUGGUCUGAUCCUGGAAGUUCACUUUACAAAAACUAUCUGGAUUACAACUUUGAUGGAUCAGAAUCGGUACAAUCCAAUUCAACUUUACAACACCGGCUACAUGGCGAUGAAAGUCUUUGUUUGAAAAAAUCUCAAAACCUUAUGAGAUAUGGUCUCUCACACGAUUGCCAUAUUUUUGAAUACUUACCCAUGUACUGCAAAGUUCUUGCAGGUGCGACACUAGCCUUGGCAAAACAUGCUGUUCACCGAGGCCAACGCACUAUUUCAAUAAAUUGGGAUGGUGGUAGACACCAUGCCUUGCGAUCAAAGGCCAGUGGAUUUUGUUACAUAAACGACAUUGCACUGUUAGUUCUCAGGUUGAGAAAAUUGGGGAUCAAAGCAUUAAGCUAUGUAGAUUUUGAUUUGCACCACGGAGACGGCGUUGAGCGAGCCUUUCAAUACUCUGCCAACGUUCAAACCAUAUCUGUGCACUUGCUUGAGCCUGGUUUUUUCCCAGGUUCGGGCACAUUGAAGGAUGCACGUCAAGGGAAAAAUGUUGUAAACCUUCCCGUCUUACAUGGCCUUGAUGACAACGCUCUGAAUAUGCUGGUCAACAGAGCUAUUGUUCCAGCUAUGAAGCGUCAUAAACCACAGGCUAUAAUUAUUCAAUGCGGCGCAGAUGGAUUGAUGGGUGACAAAUAUGGAGAGUGGCAGCUGACCAUCGCGGGCCUUGCUGAGAACAUCUUGACAGUCAUGCGAAGCUUUCCUGAUGCCAACAUAGUGCUUCUAGGCGGCGGUGGCUACAAUGAAAAACUGACCAGUAGGUUUUAUACGUUUUUAACGUGGAAAGUUCUAUCUGAAUUUUCAGAGACGUAUGAGGGCUCCAAUCCCUUUGAGAAAGAAGAGGACGUUAUUCCUGACCACGAGUUUCUCGAUUCCUACAAGGACGAGUUUUACAAGUUCUGGUAUUACGACAGCAAAGGCUGCCGCACAUCAUUUCUGAAGAACGACAACACAAGAGCCAAUCUCGAGAAGCUUGUGCAAUUUUAUAGCACGGCUUGA